Messenger RNA from Oryza brachyantha (malo sina), 2434 nucleotides. RefSeq lists its product as uncharacterized. Gene Ontology annotation, cellular component: nuclear pore. The transcript has 8 exons. Bases 217 to 2280 code for a protein of 687 amino acids. NCBI's taxonomy places the organism in Eukaryota, Viridiplantae, Streptophyta, Magnoliopsida, Poales, Poaceae. The record is from RefSeq and is a predicted model, not a curated record.
CCUCCUCCCGCCGCCGACGGCCCACUCCUCCCGGCCUACUACAACCGUCCUCUUGGUGGGACUGGAACCGCCCCGCCGCCGCAUUGCGUCGUGUUGCUCGGUCGGUCGGUUGCCACGGCCGCGCCACCUCCCGCCGCCGCCGCGGGGGUGUGCGGUCUGCCGCUGCCCGGCGUUGAGCCAGGCAUCACAUUUCUAACAGGUUAGAAAUAUUCACAAAUGGGUGCCAAAGAUAAUGGGGAAGUGAGAGAUGACAAAGGAGUUGGAUCAGAUUAUGAACCAGCCAGAGCUUCUGGAGUUUCAAAGAAGCUCAUGAGAAAAGAUACAAGAGAAAACAGCCCCCGCAUUGCCAAAACCAGUGGCAGCCGUCAAGUUCAGAACAAGCUGCAAAAUAAAGCUUCAAACAGCAUUCAGAGUAGAUCUCCUAAACCAAGGAAAGUAAUUAACACUGCAAGAUCUGUUGAAGUUAGAAAGUCAGAUACUGUAAGAGUUCCUUCUCGUGCUCCAUCAGAAUUGUCUGAGGAAACAGAUGAUAUAGUGAGCGAGGCUGGAACCAUUGAUGAUAAAGGCAAUGAAGAGGCCAAGGAGAUUGAUGUGCUAGAUGAAGCUCCGCACUGUGACCAGAGUACUGGCACUGACGAUGAAAUUCCUGAAAUUGAAGAAAAGAUAGUGGAUGAGGAGAAAUCAGUUGUGUAUCACAGGAAUGAGGAGUUACGGUCAAAGAUUGACAAGUUGGAACAGGAACUUCGUGAAGUUGCUGCACUUGAAGUUUCUCUCUACUCUGUAUUGCCGGAGCAUGGAAGUUCAGCACAUAAGCUGCAUACCCCAGCACGGCGUCUUUCUAGGAUGUACAUUCAUGCAUCAAAAUUUUGGUCCUCUGAUAAGAUAGCUUCAGUGGCAAAAACUACUGUGUCUGGCCUAGUGCUUGUUGCAAAAUCAUGCAGUAAUGAUGCAUCAAGGUUGACAUUCUGGCUGUCCAAUACAGUUGUGCUAAGGGAGAUAAUUGCACAAACUUUCGGCAUCUCGCACCAAUCGCCUCCAACCACUACAACCAUCAACAUGAAUGGUGGUGCUAAAAGGCCUGAUGGGAGAUCGAUGCCAAUGCUAUGGAAAAAUAGCUCCAACGGCAAACAAACCAAAUUUACUGGCAUGCAGAUACCGGAUGAUUGGCAGGAAACAAGUACGCUUUUGGCUACAUUGGAGAAGAUUGAAUCGUGGAUAUUUUCUCGGAUAGUUGAGACAGUGUGGUGGCAGGCACUAACUCCUCACAUGCAAACUCCGGUGGAGGGAUCAUCAACCCCAAAGGCUGGGAGAGUGUUAGGUCCUUCUUUGGGUGAUCAGCAGCAAGGCACCUUCUCUGUUAACCUGUGGAAGGCUGCAUUUCACGACGCAUUCAGCAGAAUCUGCCCCCUCCGUGCUGGUGGACAUGAAUGUGGCUGUUUACCAGUGUUGGCCAAAUUGGUGAUGGAGCAAUGUGUAGCCCGUUUAGACGUUGCAAUGUUUAAUGCAAUCCUUCGGGAAUCAGCUAGUGAGAUACCCACUGAUCCUAUAUCAGAUCCAAUUGUUGACCCAAAAGUCCUGCCAAUUCCAGCUGGUGAUCUAAGCUUUGGGUCAGGCGCACAGCUGAAGAAUUCUAUUGGGAAUUGGUCGAGAUGGUUGACAGAUAACCUUGGAAUCGACGCUGAUGACUCAGAGGAAGAGGAUGGCACUGACACAGGGAACGAAACAAGUGCAGCAGAAUCAAAGUCUUUUCAACUGCUUAAUGAAUUGAGUGAUCUCCUUAUGCUCCCAAAGGACAUGCUAAUAGAAAAAUCUAUCAGGAAAGAGGUUUGCCCUUCGAUUGGCCUUCCAUUAGUAACAAGAAUCCUAUGUAACUUCACUCCUGAUGAGUUCUGUCCUGAUCCUGUUCCUAGCGUAGUCCUAGAGGAGCUGAAUUCUGAGAGUUUGCUGGAGCGAUGCACCGACAAAAAUGCGACCAGCGCAUUUCCAUGCAUCGCUGCUCCUGUCGUGUACCGCCCUCCAUCGCUACUGGAUGUGGCAGAGAAAGUGGCAGAUACUGGUGGCAAUGCAAAGCUAGACAGGAGAGCGUCGAUGGUCCAGAGGAGAGGAUACACCAGUGACGAUGAUCUGGAUGACCUGGACUCUCCCCUUGCAUCCCUUAUCGACAAGAGCGCUCCACAUUCGCCAUCCAACGGUAUUGCACAUUUUACUGCUCAAGGAGGAGCUUCCAUGGAGAAUGCGAGAUUCACUCUUCUCAGAGAGGUAUGGUUGGAGAGGCAGUGAUCGAUGGACCUGUACAAAUCUGGAAUCUUAAAAAUGGUUGGGAGGAAAACCUGCUGAGGUGAAACCUUUGAGAGAAGCUGCUUUCUUAGCAGAGCCAGCUAACUCCAGAAGAAUGGCUGCUUUGAAAAUGCAAACCAUUUCAUGUACAUUCAUA